Cladophialophora yegresii CBS 114405 is the source of this 762-nucleotide messenger RNA. RefSeq lists its product as uncharacterized. The record is from RefSeq and is a predicted model, not a curated record. NCBI's taxonomy places the organism in Eukaryota, Fungi, Ascomycota, Eurotiomycetes, Chaetothyriales, Herpotrichiellaceae. The transcript has a single exon. The coding region runs from base 1 to 762 and encodes 253 amino acids.
AUGACCACCAAAUUUCCAGCCGCAAAGACCGGCAAGAACAUGAAAAGUCCUCGAUCCGCGGCUCCCAGUCUCAGACAAUACCGCCAGGAUGACGAUUUGGCUUCUCAGCCUGAUACGGAGUAUUCACGUCAAAGUCGCAGCCCAAGAUACGCACCAGAAAAUGUCAGCAUGCCAAAUCUACCCCAGUGGCAUGACAGCAAUGGCCGAGAGGGUCCUUCACAUCACGAAAGACGACCUGAGCAACGCGGCACUCAGCAAUAUGACCGAUUCACCUCCGACCCGACGCUGUCAGCACUCCCCGAGGCUAACCUGUACGAGCAUAUUUUGUUGCUUCGCAAGCAUGGCAUGUCGGUCAAGCUCGACCGCGAAGCAGCCAGAAUGAUGUCCCAACCAGAUCUCCUCGAGUCCAACAACGCCAACAACAACUCUGUGUCACACAGUCCACUCACCGACAGAUAUAAUCCCACGCGCAAAGAGAAACAACACAUCAGCCACGCGCUCGACUUCAUCUUGCGCCGUGGCGGAGAAAUCGACAUUCCUGCUCUCGAGCCACAGCCGAUGUGCAAACAGUGCUCCGAGCCAUUCGACACCGCGAGUGAGAAGCUUUACCACUGUGACAGAGCACGCAAUCGGUGCAAGCACUGUGCUGAGGACUUUGCAUGCCUCCUUAUGCUGAAAGAGCACCUGAAGGACGACCACAAGAUUUACAAGCACUUGAGUCGCGAUUCUUGGUACAGUAGUGGGGGAAAUCCGGUGACGUGA